AUGGAGGAAGCUAGUGAUCCCAGUCCUGCAACGAAACAAGAGUUCUCGAAGCUCAAGAUCUUGCUAGUCAUGGCGGCAAACAGCAUCACGCAAUGUCUCAAGACGUUAAAGAGGGACCUUGGCAAGUACGACCGACGUCAUGGAGCGUACUUUCGCCAGUCGUCCCAUUUCUUUCUACGAAGCGAUAUUCGCGUCGCAAAAGGUAUUGCUAGGGACUUGCGGUAUGUGGCGAAACGGAUCAGCACAAGCAAAAGCCCCACCAUGUCCGAGGUAAAUGCCGCUCGCACCAGUACGAACGCAGCUAUUGACGCCAUGAAUGAUUUGAAACAAUCGGGUCGAAUCUACGACCAGAACCAAGUCCGUGAUAGCUCGGGUAGUCUGACGAGCAUCAUUGACGAUAUCAUGGGAGUCAACGGUAGCAAACCGAUGAAAGGUGGCGAACAAGUACUCGAAAGAAGUGACGAUGAGCGGAAGAUGAACAAGUCGAAACGAGGCCUUUUCGGACACAAGGGCAUUGGCAGGGACAUCUUCAAGGCAGCUGACACGGUGGAAGCGGUGAUGGCAUCGGCUUUGCACGAAAGUCUCAGCGGGUUUUCUGCUUUGAAAGAGCAGAUUGCAGCGACAGAAAAGGUCGUGUUGCCGUCGUUCGCGACUCGUGCAAAGGAGGCGGUUGUUAGUAUUGUGAGCAAAUUAGCGGGCGACGUUUAA
This is a messenger RNA of Peronospora matthiolae, 708 nucleotides long. The record is from the annotation of a GenBank genome assembly. Lineage: Eukaryota; Oomycota; Peronosporomycetes; Peronosporales; Peronosporaceae.